Nycticebus coucang (slow loris) is the source of this 2804-nucleotide messenger RNA. RefSeq names its product abhydrolase domain containing 17B, depalmitoylase (gene ABHD17B). The transcript is spliced from 4 exons. Gene Ontology annotation, biological process: protein depalmitoylation. NCBI's taxonomy places the organism in Eukaryota, Metazoa, Chordata, Mammalia, Primates, Lorisidae. Bases 616 to 1482 code for a protein of 288 amino acids. The record is from RefSeq and is a predicted model, not a curated record. Gene Ontology annotation, cellular component: endosome membrane; plasma membrane. Gene Ontology annotation, molecular function: palmitoyl-(protein) hydrolase activity.
CCCCCCGCCCGCUCGCAGGCUGGAGCCCAGGUCAGCUUUGGCAUCUUCCUUCAGUCAGUAACCAACUCCUGGCGCGGUGGGAACUCUGUUCGCCCCCUCGGUUUCCCUCCAGUCUCCCUCCUGCUACGGGAGUAAAUCCCGCGUCUGGUAGGCUGAGGAGCAAAGAAAGGAUUAAAGGGAAGAAAAACCUGGCUGGGUCUGAACGCCGUCUGCAGUGCCAGAAAGGGAGGUGGCGGCGGCCGCGACGACGGCCGCGCGGGACGGGAGGCCCGAGAGCAGCCGACGGCGGCGACGGUGGCGGCGGCGGCCGCAGCUCCAGCGCCUCGCGCCGGGGCCGUUAGUCAGCAGAACGCGAGCUCGUGUGGAGGAGCAGGGCCGGCGCAAGGCAAGACUCGGGAGCGCUAGCCGGGCCCACUCGGGCGCCGCCGUCCUUCUUCGUCCGGGCGCUGGGGGCUGCAGUGCUCGUCCCCCCUCCGCGGCUGGGCCGGUCCGCAGGCGAGGAGAGUCCGGCGGCAGGAGCGCGGGUCGCGCAGUGUGGAGGACAGCGCAUCGGCCCCGGCUCUUUCCAGACCUUUACUGCCGGGCGCCUCGGCCCGGGCGGCUCAGGUGCAGAAGAUGAACAAUCUUUCGUUUAGUGAACUGUGUUGCCUCUUCUGCUGUCCACCUUGCCCAGGGAAAAUUGCUUCAAAAUUAGCAUUUUUGCCACCUGAUCCAACUUACACACUGAUGUGUGAUGAAAGUGGAAGCCGCUGGACUUUACAUCUAUCAGAACGAGCAGACUGGCAAUACUCUUCUAGAGAAAAAGAUGCUAUUGAGUGUUUCAUGACUAGAACCAGUAAAGGCAAUAGGAUUGCCUGUAUGUUUGUGCGUUGCUCACCCAAUGCCAAAUACACUUUGCUCUUCUCACAUGGAAAUGCUGUUGACCUUGGUCAGAUGAGCAGCUUUUACAUAGGACUAGGAUCACGAAUUAAUUGUAAUAUAUUCUCAUAUGACUAUUCUGGAUAUGGUGCAAGUUCUGGGAAACCAACAGAGAAGAAUCUCUAUGCAGACAUUGAAGCUGCUUGGCUUGCUCUAAGGACAAGAUAUGGCAUUCGCCCUGAAAAUGUGAUUAUAUAUGGCCAAAGUAUAGGGACUGUACCGUCUGUGGACCUCGCUGCUCGGUAUGAGAGUGCUGCUGUUAUUCUUCAUUCUCCUUUGACCUCGGGAAUGCGAGUUGCUUUUCCUGAUACCAAGAAGACCUACUGUUUUGAUGCAUUCCCAAACAUUGACAAAAUCUCUAAGAUAACCUCUCCAGUGUUAAUAAUUCAUGGGACUGAAGAUGAAGUCAUUGACUUUUCGCAUGGCCUUGCAUUGUUUGAGCGUUGCCAAAGACCUGUGGAGCCUCUGUGGGUUGAGGGCGCAGGUCACAAUGAUGUGGAACUUUAUGGACAGUACCUGGAAAGGUUGAAACAGUUUGUGUCACAGGAACUGGUAAAUUUGUAAAAUAUUCUGUAAAUUUGCAUACUCGGUCUUCUUUUCUUGCUAAACUGCACUCUUUGGUAAAUAACAUAAAACCUGAAGGUUUUGUUUGCAAAUCAUGUCAGUUGCCUUCAUAAAUGUACAGGUAAUGAUUUGUUAACAGACUUAAUGAAGGUUUUAAUUACCAGAACUAGAACUGGAAAUAACAAUAUCAUGCAGUUAGGCUGUAUAAUUUAUAUUUUUUCUGUGAAUUUUUUUUAAACAUCAAGAUGAGUACUGUAAGAAAUUUUAAUUCUAUAAAAUCAAAUGCUGUAAAAGUAUUGCCAAAUGCUUUUGCAUAUCAAACAAAUUUAUAAGUAUUUUUAAAACAUCUCAAUGAACUAAAUCUUAUCCUGGUAUACAAAUGUAAUCUUCUUUUGGAAGAAAAAAAAGCUGUAUAUCUAAAGCAAUUCAAGUACUCAGAAUAAACUAUAAAAAAACAUUUAAAAACAUGCAAGAUCACUAGAGUUAAUCUAAACCCUGUUGUAUAGGGAUGAAGGUCUAAAUGGUUAUUUUAUUGUAAAAUACAUUGAAUUUUCUGUAUUCACUGGUUAUUAUACAUUCAUCCCCCAAAAUGAUGUAAGUCUUAAUUUUUAUGCCAUCUUUUAAUUUACCAAUUAGUUACCUUGUAAAUGAGAAGUCUGACAGCACUGACUUAACUACUUUUGAUAUGUAAGUUUGGUACUGUGAGGCAACUACUUAAAGUUUUCAUUUUGGUUAUUUAAAAGGCAGUUGGAGCUUCAAGAAUGAUUUUGUAUGCAAUGUUCUUUUAAGUUUUGGCUAAUCAUAGAAUUGCAGUAGUCUUCAUUAUAUGAGAACCUGAAAGUCCAUUACUCUAUCUUCAAGACCACAAACAGACUGGCUAUUUGGUCCCCUUUCGCUGUGGCUAUUUUUAAGAAUAGGAACUAUUGUUUUGGAUUACUGUCUGAAUAUUACAUGGAUUCACUCCUGGAUACAGAAGAUAAGAAAACAUUUAAUUCAUAACUUUUGUAUUAACCAAUAUAGUAAAAAAUAAAGCUCACACACAAACUAAGUUGCCUUUUCUUGAAUGAACCCUGCCUGAAUAAAACAAUGAAAGAAGAAUAAAAAUAAAAUUAAUGGUAUGUAGUCUAAUUUGUAAAUGAAUGAAUAUUGAAAUAAUACACACUGUGGAUAUAUUUUAAGGCCUUAUGUAGUUUUAAUUGUUCUGCUUGUUCUGUGGUUAUGUCUAAGACUAUAGUAUAUGAUUCUCUUCAAAGUAUAUCAAGUAUUGUGAAUGCUUUGGUUCAGAUGUGUCAAAUUAACAGUAAAACAGCAAAUACACCACU